CACUUAAACGUAGUACUAACCCUUUUUAGAACGAAAUAUCGAUAAUCGAUAUGGCGAAAGGAGCUGAGAGCUGAGGAGCGACGAGACUGUUCACCCGUGCCGGUUUCAGCUAAGACACAAGUUAAUCAUAAGUUUUCUAAAGUGGCGACGAAAAAAACUGUACCAUAGCAUCAAAUACAAAGGUCAUGGCAACUGUGGAAGAAACAUUAGCGAAAUUGCUAAUUAAAAUGCAAGAACAGCAGCACAGCGAUAGUGUGGCAAUGCAGAACAUUCUGUCGGAAAUAAUUCCCUCAAAUGAUUCCAAAAACGAUGUGAAGUUUGAAGGAAACCCGGAAUAUAUCAUCGAGGCCUUGGGAUCGAACAUCACAGAGUUUUGUUACGAUGUCGACCAUAACCUCACAUUCGACACAUGGUUUGCCUGCUAUGAAGACCUAUUUGAGCAUGAUGCAAGUAAAUUGGACGAUGCUGCAGACGAGGCUACUUCUUAGGAAAAUUAACACCGUAGUGCAUCACAAAUACGUCAAUUACAUACUUCCCAAACAUCCACGGGACAAAACUUUGGCCGAAACAGUGUCACUGCUUAAGCAACUUUUUGGGAUGCAGGCAUCACAAUUCAACAUUCGAUACAAUGGCUUGCAGAUCAACAAAGAUCCGAAUGUAGAUUUCAUUAC
Rhagoletis zephyria (snowberry fruit fly) is the source of this 671-nucleotide messenger RNA. RefSeq lists its product as uncharacterized. The record is from RefSeq and is a predicted model, not a curated record. NCBI's taxonomy places the organism in Eukaryota, Metazoa, Arthropoda, Insecta, Diptera, Tephritidae.